Molecule: messenger RNA, 3120 nt
Organism: Chaetomium globosum CBS 148.51
Lineage: Eukaryota; Fungi; Ascomycota; Sordariomycetes; Sordariales; Chaetomiaceae
Exons: 4
Coding region: 1-3120 (1039 amino acids)
Biological process (GO): nuclear-transcribed mRNA catabolic process
Cellular component (GO): nucleus
Molecular function (GO): 5'-3' RNA exonuclease activity; zinc ion binding; RNA binding
Source: RefSeq, a predicted model, not a curated record
AUGGGUAUUCCAGCUGCUUUCAGGUGGCUCUCCACCAAAUAUCCCAAGAUCAUCUCUCCCGUUGUCGAGGAGAAGGCCCUUGUUAUGGAAGAUGGCACCGUCGUCCCGGUUGAUGCGACACAACCCAACCCUAAUGGGGAGGAGUUCGAUAACCUCUACCUCGACAUGAACGGCAUUGUACAUCCGUGCUCGCAUCCCGAGGACCGACCGGCGCCUAGCGACGAGGAAGAGAUGAUGGUCGAGGUUUUCAAGUACACCGAGCGCGUCGUCAACAUGGUUCGCCCGCGUAAGCUGCUUAUGAUUGCUGUUGCAGAUGGUGUUGCACCGCGAGCCAAAAUGAACCAGCAACGGUCCCGCCGAUUCCGCGCCGCUCAGGAUGCCAAAGAAAAGGAGGAGGACAAGCAACAACUCCUCAAGAUGCUCCAGAAAGAGAAGGGCAGUACUGCCAAGGAAGAACCCAUUGAAACCGUUGUCAAAAAGGCGUUUGACUCCAACUCCAUCACGCCGGGCACCCCAUUCAUGGAUAUUUUGGCCGCAAGCCUACGGUAUUGGUGUGCUUACAAGCUCAACACGGAUCCCGCGUGGGCCAAGAUGAAGGUCAUCAUCUCCGAUGCCACUGUUCCCGGCGAGGGUGAGCACAAGAUCAUGGAAUUUGUCCGCUCGCAGCGCAACUCGCCCGAGCAUGACCCCAACACCCGCCAUGUCAUCUACGGGUUGGACGCUGAUCUUAUCAUGUUGGGACUUGCCACCCACGAGCCGCAUUUCCGUGUCCUUCGUGAAGAUGUGUUCUUCCAGCAGGGCAAAGCAAGGAUGUGCAAACUCUGCGGUCAGAAAGGUCACGACGAGAGGAAUUGCAGAGGUGAGGCAAAGGAGAAAGCCGGCGAGUUUGACGAGAAGGACAAGGCCGAGCCCCUGAAACCGUUCAUUUGGCUUCAUGUCUCGAUCUUGCGUGAGUACCUUGCCAUUGAGCUGAACAUUCCUAAUCUCCCCUUUCGCUGGGAUCUCGAGCGCGCUAUCGACGAUUGGGUCUUCAUGUGCUUCUUUGUCGGAAAUGAUUUCCUGCCUCAUUUGCCCGCCCUCGAGAUCAGAGAGAACGGUAUUGAAACCCUCAUGGCCAUCUGGAAAGAUAAUCUGCCCGUGAUGGGUGGAUACGUGACCAAGGACGGACAUGUGGACCUCGAUCGCGCGCAGUACAUCCUCAGCGGCCUCGCUAAGCAGGAAGACUCCAUCUUCCGAAGGCGGAAAGAAACGGAGGACCGGAGGGAGGCGGGCUUCAAGAGACGCAAGCUCAACAACCAACAAGGUAAUAACAGAGGCGGCGCCCACGACUCGCCGCUCAGUGGCAGAGGAGGGCGAAAAGGAGCGCCAGAGGCAAACGGGCCGCCGGUGGGGAUGAACCUCUUUCCGGUCGCGAGCAUUCCCAAACCCGUCAUCACUCACGACAUGGUGGUGAACCGGGCCAACGUGGCCAACAAGAGCGCUGCCAGCGUGCUCAAGAGCCAGAUCCAGAGUCUUGUGGCCCAGACUCAGGAAAAGCCCGAGGGCGACGAACCUAAGGAGGAAAACCCAGAAGCUAAAACCCCACCUUCCGCCCUCGGGAAACGUAAGGCGGAGCUCAUCGAGGAAGGUACCGCCACUGCUUCAGAUGCUGCUUCAGAUACCGAAACCCCGGCUACCACCUCGAGCGAGGAAGGCCCAAUCGAUACGGUCAGGCUCUGGGAAGAGGGUUACGCCGACCGGUAUUACGAGCAAAAGUUCAAAGUAGAUGCCAAAGACAUCGCCUUCCGGCACAAGGUUGCCCGAGCAUACGUCGAGGGUCUUGCCUGGGUGUUGAUGUACUACUUCCAGGGUUGUCCCUCGUGGGAGUGGUUCUACCCAUACCACUACGCUCCCUUUGCUGCAGAUUUUGUCGAUCUCGGCAAGAUGAAGAUCAGCUUCGAGAAGGGCAGGAUAUCACGGCCUUUCGAGCAGCUCAUGAGCGUCCUUCCGGCGGCCUCCCGCCAUGCCAUUCCGGAGGUGUUUCAUGAUCUGAUGACCCAGGAGGACAGCCCAAUCCUCGAUUUUUACCCGGAGGACUUUGAAAUUGAUUUGAACGGCAAGAAAAUGUCGUGGCAGGGCAUUGCUCUCCUCCCCUUCAUUGAGAUGCCCCGUCUCCUAGAUGCGAUGAAGACCAAGUCGCAUCUUCUCAGCGCCGAGGACAAAGCGCGAAACGCGCCGGGCCAUGACGUUCUGCUCAUCUCGGAUUCGCAUCCGGGCCUCUAUGAGGAUAUCUCAUCCCACUUCUACUCCAAGAAGCAGGCAGUCCCUGAGUUUAAACUGGACCCCAAGCGGAGCGACGGUCUCUCCGGCAAGGUCCGGAAGAUCGAGGGCUACGUCCCGCAUGGCUCGCUCGUGUACCCGCUCGAGCGCAAUACCAUGCCAGACGUAGACUACGACCGGUCGAUGAGCGUGAACUACGAUAUGCCGACCAGCUCUCACAUUCACAAAUCGAUGCUUCUUCGUGGCUUGAAAAUGCCGACACCUGCACUUGACAGGAGUGAUGUCGACUUUGUUAGGAGUAAGGGGCGCGGGGCCGGCAGAAGCUUUGGUGGCGUGCCAUUGAGGAAUAAUUACAACGGCGGUGGGCGAGGAGACAGGAUCAAUUAUGCCGGCGGGCCUCCCCGUGGCGGAGGUGGAGGUGGACGUGGUCGCGGAGGUUAUCAACAAGACCGCGGCUACGGAAAUGGCUACGGCGGCGGUGGUGGUAGUGGUGGUGGUGGUGGUGGCGGUGGAUAUGGCAACGGGUAUGGUGGCUACCAGCAGCCCGCUGCGCCUGGCCAGCAAUCCUGGCAGCCACCCCCGCCGCCCGGUUAUCCUGGGUUCGGUGUUGGCGUGCCGCCUCCGCCGCCUCCCGCCCAUGCUUCUGGUGGUGGGUACAACCAAGGGUAUGGCAACCAGGGAUACGGCGGCCAGAACUACCGGAACGACCGCUACCCACCGGGGCCGCCGCCACACGGAGGCUACCAGGGAGGUGGUUAUCCGGGGGGCGGCUAUCAGGGAGGCGGCCACCAAGGAGGCUAUCAGGGACAGUAUCACCCGCCUCACGGCCAGAGCCAAGAUCGGCGUCACGACAACAGUUGA